Molecule: messenger RNA, 5864 nt
Organism: Acinonyx jubatus (cheetah)
Lineage: Eukaryota; Metazoa; Chordata; Mammalia; Carnivora; Felidae
Gene: OSGEPL1
Product: O-sialoglycoprotein endopeptidase like 1
Exons: 9
Coding region: 4385-5674 (429 amino acids)
Biological process (GO): tRNA threonylcarbamoyladenosine modification
Cellular component (GO): mitochondrion
Source: RefSeq, a predicted model, not a curated record
AAAACAAUCUAGAAGGGAGUUUGGAGUAGCACUGGGCAGGGAAAGAAGGUAGGUAAGAGACUAGCAAAGAUAAACCUUCAUUUUGCCUAAUGUCAAAAAGAAGAUCUAUGAAAGGCCUCAGGUUUUUAUUUUAGUCCACAAUUUCAGUUCCAGUUAAAAAUGAUUCAGCAGGUAGUUUCAUAUUUGGGGUUUAAAAUUUUUCAUUUCACUUCAAAUGAACACAGGAGAAUUAUAAACUCAAGUUUAGAAUACUGAAUAUCUUAGGUAAAUAGCAUACAGAAGGCUUCAACUGCUUUGGGUGAUGUUUUUUCUCUUGAAUGAGGGUUGGGUUCACAGAAGUUGAUUAUAGUAUUCUUGACACUUUCAUAAUCUGAAAUAUUUCAUAACUAAAACAGUUUAGUAGAAAUAUAUUCAGAUUCCAUGUUAAGCAUAGUAGUUUAGUUCCAUUUCUUAACUCGUUUAAGCCGUUAAUAAUCAACUAAUCAUUAUGGAAGUGGCUCAGCCUGUACACUGAAGUUCUAUAUAAUUCUAAGUUUAGCAGAUAGGCCAAGUUUAUCACUAUGUUCACUCUAACUGUAUAAUUAUAUUGAUAAAAAUAAGUUCUCAAUUAUAAGAACUAUAGUAAACUGCAUUAACACUGUACAAUGAACUCUUCUUAUGACAGGAAUUUUAUAGUAUUUAAAUCUCUGAUUUUCCAAAUAAUGUAUUUAAAAAUUUCUAUUGACAACACUUUUUGGAAAACAUUCAGAUUCUGAAAAAAAAAAAAAAACCAAAAAGAAAAACUUGAGCAUAUUAUCAAGAAGAUAAGCAUGCAUUAUUCAUGUUACAAUUUCUUAAAUGGGAACAGAAAAGCCGGAUGAUUUAACUGGCAUUUCUGAGAAAAUACCAGUAUACCACAUACUACAUAAAAACCUUAUACAGUGAUUCUGCUUUGAAACAUAGGUCCCUCCUAUGAAUUAUCAAAUCCUAUGUUUCUGUUACGGCACUUAACAUAUGGGAGUAACAAAAAAAUUUACCCUUUCCCUCCCCUGCCGAAAAUAUACAUACCCCACACACUUGAAAACUGAGACCGUUUGGAUCUGGCAAUUUCUCAAAACAUUGAACAGAUUUACCAUAUGAUCCAGUAGUUCCAAUUCUGGAUAUGUACCCAAGAGAAGUGAAAGCAGGGAUUUGAAAAGAUAUUUAUACAAUCCAUGUCUGUAGAAGCAUUAUUCACUAUAGUUAGCAGGUGAAAAGAACCGAAGUGACCAUUGACAGAUGAAUGGAUAAACAAAAUGUGGUAUAUACAAACAAUAGAAUAUUAGUCUACUUUAAAAGAAAUCGUGACACAUGCUACCACAUUGGCUGAACCUUGACAUUAAUGCUAAUAAGUGAAAUAAGCCAGUCACAAAAGGACAAAUAUUGUAUGAUCCCACUUAUAUGAGGUACUUGGUAGUCAGAAAGAACGGUGGUUUCCAGGGGCUGGCAAGAAGGGGAAAUGGAGAAUUAGUGUUUAAUGGGUACAGUUUCAGUUGGGGAAGAUGAAAAAGUUUUGUAGAUGGAUGGUAAAGACGGUUGCACAACAAUGUGACUAUACUUAAUGCCAUUGAACUGUACACCUAAAAAUGGUUAAAAUGAUAAAUUUUGUUGCAUGUAUUUCACCACAAUAAAAUCAGCUGAGUAAAUUUGUAAAAUAAGCAUAGUGGCUAAGCAACUAAGGUAAAAAGCAAAAUAUCUUCCAAGGAUGAGACCUGAUUGACAGUAUUACCAUUAAUGAAAGAAUGUUCCACAUCAAAGAUUUUUCAACAAAAAAAGCUCUUUAAAAAGGAAGAAAGCAAAUGAUAACGUAUUUUUAGCACAAUCCAACCCAUGAAGCAUGUAAGACAGGUGAUUCAAAUGGAAACAUGCAUCGGGCCUGAAACAUUAACCAUUAGAAGCACCAAACUCAUUUCUAUUGCAUUCAUUCCAUAUUUACCAAACAAUCUGAUUGUAAUUUGAUUCUGCUUUCAUUGUAAUUUGCUCAAUACAGAGAAGGUAAGGACCAGCAAGCUUAGGUAACCUAGCUCCAUCAUUACAUUUCUCAUACAUUAACACAUUAGUGUUAUGGUUUUUACAAUUUCUUAGCAGAUGGAGCAUGGGACUCAGCACCCCAGAGUCCAGUCACUUCCAGAUCUGAUAAACCAAUUUCAAGCCUAGAAGACAAUGAGAUGUUGAAACCCAGUAAUCACACCCAGGUCCUGCUAGGCUGUGGAUACAUCUGUGGCAAGCUACACCACCUUCUCCCAGCAACUUCCCACUCUCAAUGCGUACAAUAAUGCUGUAUUGUAAUUACAUCAUUAGACUCAGUUCCUUGAAGAUAGGGAGUGAAUCUUAUGUUUUAUCCCCAACAACUAAUAAAGUUCCCAGCUGAAAGGGAAGAACCCAAUAAAUACAUGGUAAAUGAAAAUAAAAUCCUAUUUAGUAAUACAUAAUUAGGAAAUGAAUAUUGUAAAGGUUCUUCUGUAUGUAAUUUUCCUCAAAAGCUUACAAAUGAAAACUUGGGCAAUAGCAUUGACAAAAUAGCAUGUUUCGAUUCAGUUGGAAUUCUGGAUUCAAGUGGAAGUUACAGUAGUUAGGUCAUAUUUUGUUGAGAAUGUCCACCAGUGGCAUUCAAACUAUGAAAUGAUCUGUAUGGAAGCUCAGAUCUCAGAGAGCAUAAAUGCCUUUCCACCAAUAAUUUUUCCUCUAGUACAAUAAAGAAGAUGGAAAAUGUGUACCUUCACUUGCCAAAUAUGUGGUAUUAGUAUAAGUGCCUUUUCUUUCUGCUACUCACAUGAAAUCAAUCAAAGGAAGAAUAAAAUUCCUUCCUACUGUGUCCUAGAGCUCUGCUGUUUCACAUAAUGCAGCAUUAAGACUCAACACUAGCCAAAAGUUCCUGGAUGAGAAUCUACCAGUGAUUCCAACACAUACAAAAGGGAUAACUCCUGACACAUUCUUGCACAGGAGGGCAUUGAGACACACUUGCUGAACAUAAUUCAAAUUGCAAAAAAAUGCCAGAUGUGAAAGUUUUUAUGUUCAGACUAGAUUUCAGCAUAUAAAAUAACCUCUAACAAAUCAUUUGCAAUUAGGAUAACUAAUUUUUCUUCACCUUUUGGUCUUAAUUUUUCUUUUUUCCUUUUUGUGGGUCAGCCACAUAUACUAGAGAAAAUAUGGGUUAUUUUUUCUUCUAGAAAUUAAGGAAACAAGUUUCCAGAACCAUAUGGCCUAACUUCUUAGCUUUGCAUUUACUAGCUGUGUGACCUGCAAAUCAUCAAAUUCUCAUCUAUAAAAUAAGGACACUAGCUACCUCACCGGAUUGUAGUGAGGAUUAAAUAAUCUGCAACACUGCCUGGUACAACAAAAGUGCCACUUUAUUGUUAAUUAGCUGCUAUUACCAUAAGUGAAAUUUUUGAAAGCAUCAGUUCCACCUAAAAAAAAACCUCAAUAACAUUCUGGUAAUUAUGAAUAUAUAUAUUUGUGUCUUAUUGCUAGACUCUAACUGUGACUUCCCAACCAUGAUUCACUUCUUUUAUACCAAGAGCUUCUUGCCAUUCAAGAUGCAGAUAUACGUGACAGGCUAUCGAACCUUGCAUAUAUGAAGUCCUUGCUUAGUAAAACUUAAGGUCUAGCAGGGAAGAAGAGAGCCUUUGGGGAUAAAUCUAUUCAUACAAAUGACAACAAGUUCACAUACCAAUAAUAGUAAUUUAAAAAAAAAAAACUGAAAAAGGUCCAAGAAUAUGAGUACAUAUUACUCUGAAGUCUGCAUACAUAGUAAGCAAAAACCAUCCAAUGCAUUACGAAAAUAGGAUAAUUUUUUAAUGUUAAGUGAAUAUGUACCAUCUCCUCCUCCUCUUUUUAAUCACAAAAACGGACUAGCCCCACACCUUUUACUCCAAAAAGCGGGAGUAACGGUUUAGACUAUCCGAUCAGAAGCGCUUCCGUUCCCUCGGAACCUUGUACAAUCAAGUCCUUGGUGUCGUCCCUACUUUCCACUCUGCUUCUGAAAGUACUAGCUGUUUCAGGCCACAACUUUUAGAUUUGAUGAUAGUUCCUCUAAAAUGGAAUGACGAAUAAUCUCCAUCCUUUUCUCACAGUGGCGUCCAAAUUCCAUCCAAAGACAAACAAAAUUGUCUUUUAGUGUAGCGUAGUGUUUAGAACUUAAUGCUGUGUAGUCAGACAAAUCUGCGUUCGGCCUCCGCUAGAUCGGUCAUUAGCCGUGUGAUGUUGUAAAAGUCUUGUUACUACAAAUCUAAGGGAAGCGCGUGAGUACACGCACUGAAUCUUGGACAAAGACAGCAUUUAUACUUUUUUUUUUUAACUGAAUUAAGUGUAACGCCCUCUAGGUUUAUAGCAGCUAGUCCUGGAGACGAGACGCGGGACUGUGUUGAUGACAUCACUUCCGGGGCGACAAGGAAUUAUCUAUAGAGUAAGUAUGCUAAUAUUGAAUAAGGCAGCAGGAGUUUUUUCUAAACCAUCAAGAAGGGAAAUUUAUGAAUUUUUAAGAAGUUUUAAUUUUCGUCCUGGAAAAGUAUUUCUUCAUAAACUAGUAUUGGGGAUUGAAACCAGUUGUGAUGAUACGGCAGCUGCUGUGGUGGAUGAAACUGGAAAUGUUUUGGGAGAAGCAAUACAUUCCCAAACUGAAGUUCAUUUAAAAACAGGUGGAAUUGUUCCUCCAGUAGCUCAACAGCUUCACAGAGAAAAUAUUCAACGAAUAGUGCAAGAAGCUCUCUCUACCAGUAAAGUCUCUCCAAGUGAACUCUCAGCAAUUGCAACUACCGUCAAACCAGGACUUGCUUUAAGCUUGGGCGUAGGCUUAUCAUUUAGCUUACAACUGGUAGACCAAUUAAAGAAACCCUUUAUUCCCAUUCAUCAUAUGGAGGCUCAUGCACUUACUAUUAGGUUAUUAAAUAAAGUAGAAUUUCCCUUUUUAGUUCUUUUGAUUUCUGGAGGUCAUUGUCUAUUGGCAUUAGUUAGAGGAGUUUCAGAUUUUCUGCUUCUGGGAAAAUCUUUGGACAUAGCACCAGGUGACAUGCUUGACAAGGUAGCAAGAAGACUUUCUUUGAUAAAACAUCCCGAGUGCUCUACCAUGAGUGGUGGGAAAGCUAUAGAACAUUUGGCCAAACAAGGAAAUAAACUGCAUUUUGAUUUCAAACCUCCCAUGCAACGAGCUAAAAAUUGUGAUUUUUCUUUUACUGGACUUCAACAUGUUAUUGAUAAGAUAAUAACACAAAAGGAAAAAGAGGAAGGGAUCCAGAAGGGGCAAAUCCUGUCUUCGGCUGCACACAUUGCUGCUGCAGUACAGCACACAACAGCGUGCCACAUUGCAAAAAGAACACAUCGUGCCAUUCUGUUUUGCAAGCAGAGAGAUUUGUUAUCUCAAAGUAAUGCAGUGCUGGUUGUAUCUGGAGGUGUCGCAAGUAACCUAUAUAUCCGAAAAGCUCUGGAAAUUGUAACAAAUGCAACACAAUGCACUUUGUUAUGUCCUCCUCCCAGACUGUGCACUGACAAUGGCAUUAUGAUUGCAUGGAAUGGUAUUGAAAGAUUGCGUGCUGGCUUGGGCAUUUUACACAACACAGAAGGCAUCCGCUAUGAACCAAAAUGUCCUCUUGGAGUAGAUAUAUCAAAAGAAGUUGGAGAAGCUGCCAUAAAAGUACCACGAUUAAAAAUGAAGAUUUGAUUUUUGCUUUUCAAACAAUCUCUUAAGGCACCACACCCUGCAUGGAGCCCAAUGUGGGACUCAGACUUAUAACCCUGAGAUCAAGACGUGAGCCGAGAUCAAGAGUUGGAUGCUUAACGGACUGAGCCACCCAGGUGCCCCCUGAAUUAAUUUUUUUAAAAGGCAGAAUGAAUAAACAUGGAAAAAUUAC